Molecule: messenger RNA, 1451 nt
Organism: Betta splendens (Siamese fighting fish)
Lineage: Eukaryota; Metazoa; Chordata; Actinopteri; Anabantiformes; Osphronemidae
Gene: eif3i
Product: eukaryotic translation initiation factor 3, subunit I
Exons: 11
Coding region: 158-1135 (325 amino acids)
Biological process (GO): cytoplasmic translational initiation
Cellular component (GO): cytoplasm; eukaryotic translation initiation factor 3 complex, eIF3m
Molecular function (GO): protein binding; RNA binding; translation initiation factor activity
Source: RefSeq, a predicted model, not a curated record
UAUUGCCGGUAGAGGGCGAUGACGCCAUCUUUGACACCGGAAAUACACCAUCUUCCUUUCCGCCGCGGCUCCGGCGCCUGAAACACGAGUGUUGGUCAUUUCUCUCUUUACGGGAGGCUUAUAUUCGGUAUCGAGAGGUAACGUCUCAGUAACGGGAAUGAAACCCAUCCUGCUCCAGGGCCAUGAGAGGUCCAUCACUCAAAUCAAGUACAACAGAGAAGGAGACCUACUCUUCUCUGUAGCCAAAGACACGGUAGCUAACGUGUGGUACUCCGUGAAUGGGGAGAGGCUUGGCACCUACAAUGGACACACGGGAGCUGUGUGGUGUGUUGACUGUGAUUGGGACACCAAAAGCGUGUUGACAGGAUCAGCAGACAACAGCUGCCGACUGUGGGACUGUGAGACUGGCAAGCAACUGGCCCUGCUCAACACCAAUUCUGCUGUCAGGACGUGCGGCUUCGACUUCAGCGGCAACAUCAUCAUGUUCUCCACAGACAAGCAGAUGGGCUACCAGUGCUAUCUAAACUUCUUUGACCUGAGAGACCCACAGCAGAUCGAGGACAACCAGCCGUACCUGUCAGUACCAUGCAGUGAGCAGAAGAUUACCAGUGCAGUGUGGGGACCUCUGGGAGAGUUUGUCAUUGCUGGGCACGAAAACGGAGAGUUCAACCAGUUUAGCGCGAAGUCUGGAGAGGUCCUGAAGAAAGCCAAGGAGCACAGCAGGCAGAUCAACGACAUCCAGACGUCAGUGGAUCUCACUAUGUUCAUUAGUGCUUCAAAGGACAACACUGCCAAGCUGUUUGACUCCACGUCUCUGGAUCACAUUAAGACAUUCAAAACAGAGAGACCUGUCAACUCUGCAGCCAUCUCUCCCAUCAUGGAUCAUGUGGUGAUGGGAGGUGGACAAGAAGCCAUGGAGGUCACCACUACCUCCACCAGGAUUGGCAAAUUUGAGGCCAGGUUCUUCCAUGCUGCCUACGAAGAGGAGUUUGGUAGAGUCAAAGGUCAUUUUGGUCCAAUCAACUGUGUGGCAUUCCACCCUGAUGGCAAGAGUUACAGCAGUGGAGGAGAGGAUGGCUACGUAAGGAUUCAUUACUUUGACCCACAGUACUUUGACUUUGAGCUGGAAGCAUAAACAGCCUGUGCUGCUACCCAAUGAGGAAAGAGGAUGGACUAAAAAUGCAGAUGAAUGCAAACAAAGGCAUCAAUGUUGUGGAGUGCUGAUCGUUUUCACUGACAAGUGUUUUGUAACAUUGCCUGGAAAACUGUUGGUGAAAUGAGAAGCUGAGUUAAAGUUUCUGUACCCUGGAUCUGUGGCUACGCUGCGACCAGACUUUAACCAACACUCACUGGUAGUUUAUUUAAUCCAAUUGGUUUCAUUUAUCCAUGCAUCUUCUGUUGUAAGCCAUUCCAUCAUAAAAUUAAUAAAUUCAAGUGGUAUUGUUUCUGAA